ACACCGGAUUUCCGAUCAGAGUCAAAGUACCUUAACAGUGUUUGACCCACGGCAGCAUCUGGAAGCUAGUGUUAUUUAUAAAAACUAUACAAAAAGAUUAAAAUAAAAUUUAAAGAUCCAGCAUGCAGUCCGACACUCUGCUGCACAUCGCCAACUUCAGCACGCUGUUCGUGUGCAUGGUGCUGAAGUUCCCGCAGAUCUUCGUGUUAAUGAGAGCCAAAAAUUCAACAGGGAUCAGCCUCAACAGUCUGCUGCUGGAGCUCAUUGGGUUCAUAGUUUUUGUAACGUACCAGAUGUACUACAACUACCCACCCCCAACGUACCUGGAGUAUCCCAUCCUCAUUGCUCAAGAUGUCAUCCUUCUGCUCCUGAUUCUUUACUACAACGGCAGCCUGCGGCAGAGCCUGGUGUACGCCUUGCUGUUGGUCGGAGGCUGGAGGCUCCUCACGGUGGAGAGGUGGAUCAUAGAUCUGGCCAUGAGCCUGUGCACGUUCAUCAGUGCAGCCAGUAAGUUGGCCCAGCUGCAGUGCAUGUGGAGCUCCCAGGAUGCCGGACAGGUUAGCGCCCUCUCCUGGGGCAUGGCUACCUACACGUGUAUGGCGCGGAUUUACACCACCUCGGUGACGACCGGAGACAUGCAGGUUCUGGUGCGGUUUGUGGCAAUGACUCUGCUCAACUUCUGGGUGCUGCUCACUGUGAUCUAUUACCAACGAAGAAGAAGAAGCAGCAGCUCAAAGAAAGAUGACUAAUCUAGUGGUUUCUUCAGCGCUUACUGGGUCACCAUAGGCACAAGAAAUACGGAAACAAUCUAAGGGUAACGGUUACUACUGUUAAAAAGAAAGUACACCCCGUUUCAUUUCUAGUUUUUACUUAUGAGGACUUAAAUAAUGUUCUGAAAUUUUUUUCAAGGUACUAAAGUAAUUUAAACAUAACCUUGAAUGUAAAAAAAACAGAUGCAACUGCUAGUCUUUAAUCCUCACAGCUUACUGUAAAAAAGAAAACGUGUUUGACUAAAGUUUACCUGCAGGAGGUCACAGAGUUACUUUGAAUUGAUCAGAGAAUCAACAAA
This is a messenger RNA of Poecilia reticulata (guppy), 1069 nucleotides long. RefSeq names its product solute carrier family 66 member 3 (gene slc66a3). Lineage: Eukaryota; Metazoa; Chordata; Actinopteri; Cyprinodontiformes; Poeciliidae. The record is from RefSeq and is a predicted model, not a curated record.